AUGUCAUCCGACGCAGCAGCUGGAGCUACCGGAUCGGUGCAGGUAGUCGCCGCCGGGUCAGAAGCAGAGAUGAACUCCGCCGAAAGCAUAGACCAUGAGAUCCAGGUAUUUCUAUAACACGAACUCCUCGUAGUUGACUUCCUUACAUCUGACAUAGGAGAAACCUCCAGAGCAGUUUGCUACAUCUUCUUGGCCAUAUUUAAAAGGCAAAAUGAAAAUGUAAAAUUUCAAUCUACCGUAUGUGGUGAUGCAUGAAGUGGCUCCCACGCACCGAAGCCCGUAAUGUCACCUGACUGCUUCGAGCACUUUUUUACCAACAUUAGUGAAAAACGAAUUUUAAAUUUACCUUUUUCAACAUCGAGCAACCAGUUGUGGCAGUAAGCUGCUAUCAACAGAGCGCUCGGCUGAGCACUGCUGAUUUGCCUGGUGGCACACAUUUCAAAAAAAAACUCAAGAGGGCUCAAAAAAAAGAAAAGAAAAAAAGAGGGCCGCCCCAGUCCGUCAAAGAAAUGAAAAGAAAAGAACCGGGUGAAAAAAAAAAGAAUAAAGCCAGUGGUGAACUUGAAAAAUGUGACAGGCAUCAUCUGCAAAAAAAAAAAGGAAAAAACCCCGGCAGAGAAGGACAAAAGCCCCAACAGCAACAAAAAAAAAGAAAACAAUCACCAAAUGCAGAUGAAUCUGCAUGCCACCACAAAAAGAAACAAGUUACACCAGCGAUGAAAUCAAGCACGACCAGGAUGGACCUCUUUGACGUUUCUCUCGCAUUGCGCUGAGCAGUCGCGAGCACCAUCUUCUCCAGGCUUCUCACGGAGGUUUGCCGUUCCCGCUUGGUCAGCGUGCAACAUGGGUCGUGGUUCCUACCACCUCAUCUCCGUCGAAACAAGAAAAGAGCCUUCAUCGUUCGCCAACCGCCCAGACAAAAUUACAUUUUUUACGAGAAACCGUUCGCAUCUUCUUCGCCACGCAUGAUGUCGCAGCACAUCUCCUCCCAGUGCCAGUUCUUCGCUGGAUCGUCCUCUCAAAAUAAGUAUGUCUGCUAUGAUGUUAAAAACAGGAACUGGAACAAGAGAUGGAAUACAUGGAGAAGGAGACCGCCGCUGUGAAGGACCUUUCCGAGAAGCAGGACGUUGACCUGAACGAAGCCGGAACUUCGCUUGAAACGGACGCGCGAUCGGUCUACGUGGGAAACGUCGACUACGGUGCCACCCCGGAGGAACUGCAGGAGCACUUCAAAUCCUGCGGCAGCAUUAACCGAAUCACAAUCAUGGUCGACAAAUACACCUGCUGCCCAAAAGGUAAAAAUAAACAGAAUAUAUAUAAUUUUUGAACUUAUGAUGUUGACAUCAAAUAAAAGGACACUACUAUGCAAUGAAAAAAAUUUCAUUUUGCGUUUUGACGAAAACCUGGACGCGCCGAGCGCUCGGCUGGACCAAUGGUACUGAGCUGCUUCUCAGUAGAACUGGAACUGGUGGGGACCUCCUGGAUCUAGAUUUUAUAAUUUGAUGCAAUUAUGAACAUGAAGUGAUGUCUUAAUUUUUCCACAGGCUUCGCGUACAUGGAAUUUGCAGAUGUAGCGCACGUGCAGAACGCGACUCUGCUAAACGACAGUCUUUUCCGCGGACGACAGCUCAAGGUUAUGCCCAAGCGAUCAAACGUUCCUGGUUACAACAAGUCCAGUAAAGGCAAAUCCGGGAAGGGCGUCAAAGGCAAGGGCAAGAAAGGCGGGUACUAGGACCACCUUUAAUACUCAAUUUGAAUUUUGCUUUUCUUCUUGAGGCUUGUUUUAUUUGGUACGAUAGGUGGAGAUGAAGUCAGACGCAUGAUUGAAUGGUGGUAGCGCCGGCAUGAUGACCUACAACUAGUAUCACGACCACUUACAACAAACAACAUACGUUGACAAGAACGAUGCGUAGAAUUGCUGUUCUCUUUGUCAGAAGCCAAUCUUAAUAGCUCAGUCAAGAAUAGAAAAUGAAAUAUACUAAUGAAAAGGUACGCCGCAAGCUAUGCUCCCGCUUGGGGUGGGAAGAAGGCCAAGGGGAAAGGAAAGUACGCACCGUACUAG
Messenger RNA from Amoebophrya sp. A120, 2062 nucleotides. The record is from the annotation of a GenBank genome assembly. Lineage: Eukaryota; Dinophyceae; Syndiniales; Amoebophryaceae.